UUUCUUGCAGCUAACGACACUUUACAUAACGUUAACCGUGAUAUUUCGUUGAAUUAACACCCGUGAGCAUAAUAUGAUGGCUGCCACCAAGAUCGCGAUUAUUUUGGCUUGUGUUGCAUGCUACAACCACUUCUGUUUAGCCAGACGUGGAAAGGAAUCUCAACGACCACUCCCGGUUGCAUUCGACGAAGACGAUGUGAUUCAAAUUGUUAAUACGCAUCCGGAUAAAGCAUGGAAGGCGGAGAAGACACAAUUUUACGGGAAGAAGAAGCAUUUGACGCAACGAUUGGGUACGAAAGAUUUGGAUGACGCGGAGUUUGCCAAACUCCCGAAAGGCACUCCGCGUUCAGUGAAUCGUGCCGCCCUUCCGGCACAGUUUGAUGCGCGGACACGUUGGCCGACGUGCGUAAGCAUCAAGGAAGUGCGCGAUCAGGGCGGCUGCGGGUCAUGCUGGGCACUGUCCGUUGCCGCGGCUCUGUCGGAUCGCAUUUGUAUUAAAUCUCCCCGACAAUGGACUUACGCUCAUAUCUCCUCGCAGGAUUUCAUGACGUGCUGCUCCAAAUGCGGUGGAUGUUAUGGUGGUUAUGUGGAAUAUGCGUACGAAUACUUCACCAAUACAGGCGCCGUAACGGGCGGCGAAUAUACCAACAACACGGCGGAGCAAACAGGUUGCCGCCCCUACAGCAUUCCACUGCAGUGGGACUACACCAUCACUCCACCCUGCACAAAAUCAUGUCAAAGCAGUUACUACCGAAACUAUCAACAGGAUACGUAUCAAGGAACCAGCUGGUAUACCGUCAGUAAAGUGGACGCUUACGGAACUGUUUCGGAUGAUACCGAGACGAACAUCAAAACUGAGAUCAUGACCAACGGACCGGUCAGUUGCUCCAUGAAGGUCUAUGAAGAUUUCGGUACAUAUAAAUCAGGGGUGUAUCAACAUUUGACUGGCGCCUAUCUGGGCAGUCACGCGGUGAAAUGUCUGGGCUGGGGCGUGGACGCCGCCACCAACGUCCCCUAUUGGCUGGCAGCCAAUUCCUGGGGACCAGGGUGGGGUGAAGGCGGUUUCUUCCGCAUCCGCCGCGGCACCAACGAGUGCAAUAUUGAAGGCCGAGUCAAUGCGGGCUUCCCUAAACAAUAUGGAUGAAAGAUAUGCGAUCUUCUUUUUUACUAUAUCGGUAUAUAUCUAGUGAAUCGGGUUUAUAUGACUUUGGAUGAAGUGGAAUAAACUGUCAAGUCAAUGAUUGGUCUAGAUUGCUGACGCGGCAGACGCUGUGGAUAAACGGGUGGCUCAUUAAAGUGCUCUCUCGGUUGGGUCUCUCUGUUUAUUCAUAUAACAAC
Molecule: messenger RNA, 1338 nt
Organism: Paramacrobiotus metropolitanus
Lineage: Eukaryota; Metazoa; Tardigrada; Eutardigrada; Parachela; Macrobiotidae
Product: cathepsin B-like cysteine proteinase
Exons: 6
Coding region: 74-1144 (356 amino acids)
Cellular component (GO): lysosome
Molecular function (GO): cysteine-type endopeptidase activity
Source: RefSeq, a predicted model, not a curated record